Messenger RNA from Larimichthys crocea (large yellow croaker), 1935 nucleotides. Its product is annotated as interferon-induced protein with tetratricopeptide repeats 1. The record is from RefSeq and is a predicted model, not a curated record. Gene Ontology annotation, molecular function: protein binding. Gene Ontology annotation, cellular component: cytosol. Gene Ontology annotation, biological process: defense response to virus. NCBI's taxonomy places the organism in Eukaryota, Metazoa, Chordata, Actinopteri, Sciaenidae. The transcript is spliced from 2 exons. Bases 150 to 1466 code for a protein of 438 amino acids.
GGUAGCUCCGCCUGUGAAAUCCACUCUGCCUUCAGUGUGAACAUUUAAAGCUGCUGCUCAGCAUCACAACAUUUACAGAGAAGAAGAAGCUUGGACCUCUGAACCCGAACAGAACCAGAACAGAACCACUGAGAGGAGGAAACAGCUGAAUGAUGAGUGCUGCUCAGAGUCCAACAACACUGGAGUCCAAACUGGAGGCCCUGCAGUGCCACUUCACCUGGGAUCUGGACUGGAGCAGGUCCAAACUUUUCUGUCUCAGGGACAAUAUAGAGGACAUUGGUACCGAGGAGGGAAACAGCUGGCUGGGUCACAUUUACAACCUGCAGGGGUUCAUUCAAUACAAGUUAGGGUUCACUGAAGACACCCAGAGUUUGUUCAACAAGGCUGCAGAGGCCUUCAGCCAGACAAGAGGGGCAGCUGAGGGUCCCUGGUUAGUGGUGAACUACGGGAACCUGGCCUGGCUGCACCACCACCUGGGAGACCAAGCAGAGAGUCAGGCUUACCUGUCAAAGGUCGACGCCCUGAUGGAAAAAUAUCCAUCUCCAUCCCAGGACGAGCUCCACCCGGAGAUCUACGCUGAAAAAGCCUGGACCCUGAUGAAGUUCAGCACAGAUAAAAGGCUGCUGGCUGCAGAUUACUUCCAGAGAGCCAUCAGGAUGCAGCCGGACAUGGUGGAGUGGAACACCAGCUAUGUCAUUGGGUUAGUGAGGUCCUUUAAACACAGCAAAGAAGAGCUGGGGGCUGACGUCUUUGAGAAAAUGAGAAUCGCCAAAGAACAGGAUCCAGAGAACUUGUACCUCGCUGUUGUUUAUCUUCAGCAACGUGCUAAGAGAGGAGAAAGAGUCGAAGAUGAAGCACGUGAGUUAUCCAGAAAGGUUUUAAGAAAUCCUGUCAGCAGCUACAGUGGGAUGAAACCAUUAAUAAGGCUGUACAGAAGCUCUGAGUCUAUUGAUGAGGCCAUUGAUCUGACAGAGGAGGCUCUGAAAGAACAUCCAGAUUCACGUUAUCUGAAGAGAUGUGCUGCUCUCUGCUACAAAUGGAAGAUCGUAUAUUUCAGUGACAAUCGUCCAAAGCAAAGCAUGGUAGACAGAGCAAUCAGCCUCCUUAAGGAGGUGAUUGGUCUUUACCGUGAUUCUUCACUUGUGAAGAAAAUGGACCUUGCAAAUAUGUACGCAAAGUCAACCCACAGUCAGGCUAAAGCUGAGCAGAUAUACCAGCAACUACUAGAAAGUGAUCUGGAACCUGCAGACAAACAAGUGCUCUACAACAACUACGCAAAAUAUUUAAACUUCGAUCGGCGCGAUAGAAACAGGUCAAUAAAAUAUCACAUGAUGGCGGCAAAGAUACCGGAACAAUCCUUCUUCCGUGACAACAGCAUCAGUGUUCUGGAGAAGAUUAGAGACAGAAACAGGCACCGAAUGUGCAGAGAAAUCGAGGCCUUCCUGGCAAACCUGCAGGAGCCGUAGUGUUGGAUGGAUAGAUGGGGAACUGGUGGAGGUGGAGGUGGAGGUGGGGAUUGCCCUCCUGGUGCCACCUUGUCUAGAGAAACUCUUGAAUGCCCCCCAUGGCUAGCUUUCCAUCGUUAUCAUAACAUCCACUGUGGACAUGUUGAGAUGUUUUUAAUAUAAUUCAGUUCAUUAGAUGAUUCAUUAAAACAUAUUUUUAAUCACAGGUUCUUCUUCUUAACUCCCAUGUACCCGUAGUGUUUCCUAUGUUCCUGUUGUGUUGAUCAGUUUUUGCUUUAGCUCUGUAUUUUCAGUUCAUGUAAGAACAGGAUACUUUAUACCAGAUGAAAUGUGCUUUGCUGUAAAAUCAAACUCGUUAAUUUGAUUUAGAAUCUGAACAUUAUCACCAGAUUCAAACAAAGUAUGUCAUGCUGUCUCAGCUGUACACAAUACUAACACUAUGAAAUAAACAUGAUGUGCACUAAGAAAA